Molecule: messenger RNA, 2503 nt
Organism: Penaeus indicus
Lineage: Eukaryota; Metazoa; Arthropoda; Malacostraca; Decapoda; Penaeidae
Product: methylenetetrahydrofolate reductase (NADPH)-like
Exons: 2
Coding region: 38-367 (109 amino acids)
Biological process (GO): tetrahydrofolate interconversion
Cellular component (GO): cytosol
Molecular function (GO): methylenetetrahydrofolate reductase [NAD(P)H] activity; FAD binding
Source: RefSeq, a predicted model, not a curated record
CAAAGCAGACUUUAGUAAUUGCCAUCAACACCGUCCAAUGGCUGUGACUUGGGGCGUUUUCCCUGGCACAGAGAUUAUUCAACCUACUGUAGUGGAUCCUAGUAGCUUUAAGGCAUGGAGGGACGAAGCCUUCGGUCUCUGGGAAGAACAGUGGGGAAAUCUGUACCCAGCGGAGUCCCAGUCAAGGCAGAUAAUAUCCCAGAUCACCAGCACAUACUACCUCAUCAAUCUGGUUGACAAUGACUACCAAAAGGAGUCCUGUCUCUGGGAUGUCCUAGAGGCUAUGUUUGCCUGGAGAAAACUGAAGGAAGAGAAACAAGAAGAGCAGAGGAAUGAGAAGGACCUCUGUGUAUGUGUUCAGGGGUAGGGAGUUAGUUGUUAAUCAUGUGUUCCUCAGUAGAAGUCAGGUUUUAGUGUGUUAAGUAUAGUGUUGUCUACUUGUAGAUUUUUAGGUCAUGAUGAAAAGGAAUGGUGUAAGAUAUAUGAAAUCUAAUUUCUUUCCAAAGAUAUUACAGCCAGUCCAUUCUUGUUAUUUAUUUUAGUAUGUGCUAAUACAACUACUUUUUUGUAUCCAUUUAUUGCAGCAAGUUUGAUUUUGACAUUUGAUUUGAAGAUGUGUACUGUUUUUAAGUAUUUCUACAACUGACAGAUAUCCAUAUGCAAAUCAGUUGCAUGAGGAAGCAAAGUAAGAUUUAGUAUUUUUAUAACUUGCUUUGUUGUUAUUUUAAUCACUGCAUUAUAUUUAUUUUGUCAAUCAAAAAUAUAUAUAUGUAUAUUUUUAUCAUGGAAGGAAAUAGUAAUGAAAUUUUAAACUUCAUUUUGAUUACCUUAGAGUAAACAUUUAGAUUUUUUUUUACCUAAGUUAAGAAUAGGAAAUCUCAUUUCUUUUUGUUUUCUGACAGGAUUAUAUGAAAAGAUUUUUAUUGGAAAAUAAAAGUCUAUUUCACAUGGAAGUAGAUUUUUUUUAUAGGUUUUUAUUACAUCUUCAGUACUGGCUUUGUUGCUGUUGUGCAUAAUGACAUGAUGUUCAUAUAAUGCUGUUGUAAAAACAUAGGUGCUGUUACAUUGUAAUUUGAACUUGCAUUACUUUGUAAUCUUUGUUAUCUUUGUGUUUUAACUUGAUAAUAUAAUUUUAUAGAAUCUGUGUUUCUGGAUUGUAGUAUGUUAAACUGCCAGGCUAUUUCAAGCCAAUCUGAUGACACUGUGAUUCCCUUUGACAUUAUGCUGUUUUAUAACUGGAAAAAAAGCACAAAAAACAAAAUGUAAAGCAAUGGUUUCUUGGUGCAGUUUUCUGACAUUAUGUAUUUUAAAACAAAGAGGACUCACUAUUUUCUUUUCUUAUGAAAUGGUGAUAAUUAUUUUAGAAAGAUAGGUAAGUUGGUUAAUAAAAUAACUCUUAUUAUCUCUCAUUUAUUACUUUAGGUUUCUGUUUUAUAACUAAUUGGUUCUUAAAAAUGUGUAUAUUAGUCCAAAGAAGUUUAGGACAUUGCAACAAAGCACAUUGGUUCUUUAGCCAAACAGGAAGCACUUACCUUAUAAGUGCAUCCUUUUUUAUUAUACUUUUUAAAGGAUGCCUUUGACCAGUGAAAUCCAAAUCAGCCUCUUAUUUGGAAUCAGGAGGAAACAGUUUUUAAAUUUCUUCUUCUCAUGAUGGAUACUCAGCUCAGGGAGUAAAGCUGAUCUCAGUUUAUAACCGUAUGCAACCAGGCUUGAUUUCUGUCAUUGCACACAAUCAUUCAUUUCAUAGUUCAUUAUUUACUUAGUAACCAUUAAGAGCUGUAACAUUUCAUGGAUCACUUUUGCACUUGGAUGAUUUUGGUAUUUUGUAACAUUUGAUUAUAUUUUCCAUAUAAAAGAUGACACCAUAUAAAUCUCUUUAGCCUCCAUCUGCAACAUGUUCAUCCUUGUUCAGCUUUGUAUCCACAUGAAAAAAUGGUCUUGCCAUUGUCAGGCACUGAAUGUCCUUAGGUUCAUUCACACCCACUUCAAUCACUCAUUAUUUAUGUUUUCAUUGACCCAUUGUUGCUGAAUAUGUGCACUAUCCAAUAGGGUUUUGUUUUACUAAUCUUCUUUACAAAUAAACAGUUCCACAAACUCUUAACUACCAAAGAGUCAGUUACUAGGCAUGCCUGCCUUACCCUAUUCCUGAAAUUUUGAGGAAAAAAAGUAUCCAUUUCUAUUGUUAUUUAAAUUAUUACCAUUUUUGUUAUUAUUCUUAUAAUAUCAUCAGCAAGAAGUAUAGUAAUGAAAGAUGAGCAAAGUGAACAGAUAAGAUUAGGUAGGUCUAGUACCUGACUCCUUGGUUACUAAACAUUUUGAGAGCUCCCUGUGUGUAAACAAAAUUGAUAAAACAAAAUCAUAGUGGACAGUGCAGUAAACAUGCUCUUCCUGCAGCUACAGGUUAAUACACAUAUGUAUAUUCUACCAUGUAGUCUGUAAUUGAACGUAAAUGGGUCUGACCUUUGUAUAUUGAAGCAGAAUUUUCAAUAAAUAAUGUUUUUAA